AGAUAAGACUCUUCCUGAGUUGAGCUGUUUGCUGUGUGGGGCUCUUCUCUGCUGUGUCCGCUCCCGAGCCAUGGACUAAACCUGCACACACCGCUGCUUUGAAAGACUUGAGCCACAUUCCAAGAUGAGCGACCAAGAGAGCAGCUCCUCGGCCUCUCAGACAGAGGGAGAAUUUGAGGGAGACAUGGAGGGGGACGAAGAACUAGAGGAAGGAACAAAAGACUCGGCCCCCAGUCUGUCCUCCACCCUCCGCGCUGUCAUACGUAUCAAACAGAAGUACCAGGCCUUGAAGAGGAGGCGUGAGGAGAUGGCCCUGGUGCUUGGGGGACCCGGGACCAUCACAGGAGCUCCCGCUAGAACCAGCCCCAAAAUCUUCACCUUUGAUGGAGUCACCCCUUCGUCCGCUGUUCCUCAGAAGAAGAAGAGGAGAAGGAGGAGGCGCGUGAUGUAUCCUAAUGGAAAUAGGAAAAGAGCCCCCCCGAAGCAGGAGCGCAGCAGAGCCAAAUACUGCCUUUACCUGCUGUUUGCCAUCGUCUUCCUCCAGGUGUACAACGCCAUAGAGAACCUAGAUGACCACGUACUCAGAUAUGACCUGGACGGGCUGGAGAAGACCCUGAGGAGAGAGGUGUUUGGACAGCAGGGAGCAGUGGAAGGGCUGCUGUCCCACCUGCACGACUACCUGUCCACCUACGUCCACAACAAGCCCCUCGUGGUGUCCAUGCACGGCCCCAGCGGAGUGGGCAAGAGCCACUUGGGACGCCUCCUGGCCGGACACUUCCGCUCAGUGGUGGGGGAGUCACUGGUUCUGCAGUACUACGUCCUCCACCACUGCCCCCAGGAGGCCGACGCCCUGCAGUGCGCCCACAACCUCUCGACGCUCAUCUCCCAGAUGGUGGUACGCGCCGAGGAGGAGGAGAAGAUCCCGCUCCUCAUCUUCGACGAGGCCGAACACAUGCACGGGGAGAUCCUGGACGAGCUGUUGCAGCUUGUGGCCUCCAAGAAGUCCAAUGAAUACUUGAACGCCAUCUACCUGUUCCUAAGCAAUCUGGGUCAUGCCCACAUCACCAAACAUAUGUUACACAACUCCUCAAGUAGUUCUAUGGCGUUGACAGCAUCCAGUCACCAUAGUCACCUUGUAAAAGAGCUGACUCCAAUAUUACGCAACACUCUGGAGAAUCUUCACUUGCUGUGGACAGAGGUGGACAUCUUACCUCUGGGCCUUUUGGAGAAAGGUCAUGUGAUGGAGUGCUUCCUGGAUGAAAUGACUCGAGAGGGGUUCUACCCAGAUCAUACCAACAUAGAACGCCUCGCAGGGGAGAUUGAAUAUUACCCCGCUGUAGGGGGGCACGAAUAUUCCCAGAUGGGCUGCAAGCAAGUGGUGGCUAAGGUCAACCUGCUGUGAAGUGCUCUGCAGGAAAUGUCCGGAUGCUUCACAUGCUUUAAAUUAUGAAGAAACCGCUCGAGGGAAGUGAGUGGGUUUACAGAACUUGAAUGACACAUCUCAGAUUUUUUAAGAGCAGCGACAAACGAGAGGUUCUGCUGUGGGAAGAAGAACGAAACCAGUUCAGAAGCAAAACAUGUUUUUUCUCUCAGCUCUGGUGUUAUCUUUUCAUGCAGAUACUUAUGGCUUUAUGUGCCCGGUACCUUUUGAGCUUUCUGCCUCCACCCAAAUACAAUGAAAGUAGAAAAAAUGUCAUCUCAUGGCAAAAAUAAUAAUGUUAUUUAACUAUGUUGACAGUUAGGUCUAUAUGAUCCAGUGCAAGUUCUGCAGAUCUCUGGUGAUGACAGAUGAAUAAUUGAAGUUUUGUCCUGUCCUUCCUGUUCCCCUGAGGAUGAAUCCUGCUGAGUUAUUUUAUCCCCUGAAUGUUGUUGAUGUUCCACCAGCGAGUAGAAUGUAUCCCUUAUCUUGUGAAAUAAACUGCUCAGUCAAAUUAA
This is a messenger RNA of Platichthys flesus (European flounder), 1935 nucleotides long. RefSeq names its product torsin family 4, member Aa (gene tor4aa). The record is from RefSeq and is a predicted model, not a curated record. The coding region runs from base 125 to 1402 and encodes 425 amino acids. NCBI's taxonomy places the organism in Eukaryota, Metazoa, Chordata, Actinopteri, Pleuronectiformes, Pleuronectidae. Gene Ontology annotation, molecular function: ATP hydrolysis activity; ATP binding. The transcript has 3 exons. Gene Ontology annotation, cellular component: nuclear envelope; endoplasmic reticulum lumen.